Messenger RNA from Phlebotomus papatasi, 10317 nucleotides. RefSeq names its product rho GTPase-activating protein 21 (gene RhoGAP19D). The transcript is spliced from 12 exons. The record is from RefSeq and is a predicted model, not a curated record. Gene Ontology annotation, biological process: signal transduction. Gene Ontology annotation, molecular function: protein binding. Lineage: Eukaryota; Metazoa; Arthropoda; Insecta; Diptera; Psychodidae. Bases 380 to 4771 code for a protein of 1463 amino acids.
UAGUAGUGCUGUCAGUUUUGGCAGUAACUUCAGCCGGGUGUUUUUAAUAUGGUUGAAGAAGCCUCGAUUGGCAUAAUUUUGUAAAAUUUCCCCCAAUUUAUCAUGAAUUAAGUGUGUCUGUGCAAUAAAAUCAAUUGAAGCUUCGUGCUACCAUCGAGUACUAUGUGUAUUUGAGUGAUUUUUGCGUCGCGAAUGGGGUUCUGUGGCCACCUUCUGCAAAGUGGGGCCCCCCAGUGAAUUGUGUGUGGCGUGUGAAAGUGUCAAAAAAUGCAAUCGAAAAUUUUCUCCUGGCAAAAAUAGAGGAAGAAAUCUCUUUUGAAGUGUUCUGGGUGGGCAGAUUAUUUUAAGUGUAUUCAGCUGAACCCUUUUGUUUCACCAAAUGGCUGAUCGAACUGGAAUUGUUGCAUCACGAUCGAGUGGUGGAGCUGCCAUAAAACAAUCACAUCAAAAUUGUCCGGGAAAUGAUAAACAACGACCAAUGAUGAAUAUGCCAGCAAAACCUAAUCAGAUAAUAAGGCCCAAAACUGUGGUGAUUCGACGUCAGGAAAAUCAUGGCUUUGGCUUUACGCUGAGACACUUUAUUGUUUAUCCACCAGAUGCAAAUGAACCAGUGAGAACUGACCAGCCUACCUUUCAAGUCACAGAACCAAUGGAUACGGUUUUUGUGAAGGAGGUCCGUCCCAAUGGACCUGCUCACGUUGCCGGCCUCCAAACGGGUGAUCGUCUGUUGACUGUGAAUGGAAUUGCAAUUGGUGGAAUGCCCUAUGCCCAUGUUGUAUCAAUAAUCCAGCAAAUUCCAUCAAUUCUAACCCUUCAAGUCGUCCCAAAGGAGUGUGAUGUACUCCAAACAUUUUUCAGUGAAACAGCCCAUAAUCCGGAAACAAAUCAACGUCCCCGUACGGGGAAUUUAGGUCAUCAUACAACAGAUAUCCCAUCAUUUCAUCCCAGACAAUCAUAUCCAGUGGGAAAUUAUGAUCCACAGGUGCACUUUCAAGCAUAUCAACCACCUGGACAAUCAACAAGUUAUCGAUCUCAUGAACCUUCAGAAAUUGUUUACAAUCCACUAUACAGCGGUGAUGGGGGUAAAACCACAAAUCGCCGUGAAUCUCAAUUGUCAACUGUAUCCUCAACCACAGUAUCAUCUUAUGAUUCUCAAUUAUCCAACUCCACUACGUCGACAAUUAAAGAGCUGACGGAUAAUGCGAUAAUGAUGCGUCUGAAGAAGACAUUUGAGCAGAAGGAAGAAUUUCUCAGACGUCCAAAUCAACAGCCACUUUUUUCAUGGGUAUCACCGCCGGCAUCACUUGAAGUGAAUUCUGGGCCUAAAGUGCCUGAACUCAGUGUCAAACAGAGGGAAUUCUAUGCGAGACCGAAGAAGAUGCAAAAACAAAUUUGGCCACCACAUUCAGCGACGAAUUCCCCAAAUGCUUCUGGGCAAUUUGAGGGAGGUCUAGCGGCGGCUGUUGGUGGAAAAGAUGAUCAUCAGGGUCAGGGAAGGGCUGAUGGUAGAAGACCAUCGAGUGGACAAUUGAAUCAUUUUAUUCCAAUUCAGAAUAAUAAGGAGAAUGAAGUGGUGAGUCAUAUGCAGGAACGGCAGGAACAUAAGAAGAUGACACGUGAGCAAUUUUUUGCCACUGAUGAGACACGAGGAGGAAAGGAGGAAUUUGGUGUUGUGUCGUCGCAUCCGGGGCUCCAUAUUGUCUCUGAGAGGACCAAAAUGUUUGAAUCUGGACGACCACUGUCGCCAGAUGGCAAUUUUCUCGAUCGUACGCAGCUGUACAAGAGUGAAUUGAGUCGACUCAAUAAUAAAGUUGCUGUACCCAAUGUGGCGCACAGAAAGAAGGAAUUUGAGCUGAUUGGAUCAUCGGAGGAGCGUGAUAGAUCGGUGAGUUUGGAUCAUGCUGAUAUCACACGGCGAUGUCCACGAAAUGGAAUUUUGCCAAGUGAUGCAUCAUCAUUAUCACCGUACAAAAGUGCAGAGAGGGGUUUAGAUGGUGGGGAUGUGGUUAGUAUGAGGCCAGCAAAAUGUGCAAUUAGUUUGGAUGAUGAGGAGAGACGUGUAAGGAGAAUAUCGUAUUUGAGAGCUACGGCCAAUGAGGGAUCACUGCACAGUGAUCAAGCAACAGAUACCACAAGUUUCUCCUCAAUGCCAUCAGAUGUCCUCGAUGACGAUAAAUCUCCAUCAUCCCCAUCAACACGACGCAGUAGUCAGCGUGUAAGUGAAGAUCUCGGAAUACUCCUCUAUCCGACAGCCCAGAGGAGAGAUUCUAGUCUCCUGGAGAGUGGGGCAGAAUCUCAUGCAGGAAAUCUCCAGGUGAAAAUAACAUUGAUAGAUGGCAAAAGGAAUCAUGAUAGAUCGUGGAAAAAUAUCUGGGCACAAGUGACAGGAAAUAAGCUCAAGAUGAUGAUACAACGAGAAGGAAAACCAAAUCAAAAUCUUGGAAUCUUGGAUCUGAGGAAUUUCCAUGUUGCUGAUGCCAAUUACACAAAAAGAAAGCAUGUCUUCAAGUUGAUUUCAAUCCCUGCCACUCAUGUUACGACCUUCUCUCCACUGGGACCCACCGAAAUGCUCCUUCAGGCUGAAAAUGAUUACGAUAUGAAUCUCUGGCGGGACUUACUGCAAGCUGUCUGUGAUCCGGAACUACUUCUUAAAAAGGAUUGUGUUAUUGGGGAUGUGGGGAGUCAAAUUGCUGAGCCACAGAGUGUGGCUGCCAUCAAGACCAUCCAGACACCAUCGGCAACGAGUGAUGAGAGUUCAGGGGCUAAAAGUGUUUCGACAUCGAAGAAGUACUACCUGGGAUCACGUUCACCAUCGGGACAGUCUCCGGUGACAAAGAGUCGGAAGACACCGCAACAGCUCAAUAUAACUGUACCCAAUGCAGCGUCUGGGAGUGGAGGUCAGAAGGAUCUCAGCGAUAAGGAGGGUGGAUCACCCAAGCCUAAGACAUGGAAGGGUCUCGUAGCGAGACAAUUGAGGAAAAUUCAAGGACAACCUACUGCUGGACAGGGGAGUUAUCCUGCUUUUCCAGAAGGAGCUUCAAUUGGGGUUCCUCUCUCCCACUGCGUUCCGUCUGAGGAAAAUGAAUUUGUUCCACUCCUUGUGACACGAUGUACGUCAAUUGUUGAGCAAAAGGGUCUCGAUAUUGUGGGUAUUUAUCGCAUACCCGGGAAUACAGCUGCAAUUUCAGCUCUGACGGAGCAAGUAAACAGAGGAUUUGAUGAAGCGACUCUGAUGGAUCCGAAAUGGGAGGAUGUAAAUGUGGUGUCUAGCCUCCUGAAGGCAUUUAUUCGAAAUCUCCCGGAACCGCUGCUUCCCAAUGAAAUCUAUGCUAAUUUCAUGUUAGCUGACAAAAAGAGUGGAAGAUUGAGAAUGGCAGAAUUGAAGAAUCUCCUGGGAGCCCUUCCUCCAUUUAGUUAUGAAACAAUGAAGCACCUCCUUCGGCAUCUUCAUCGUGUUAGCCAGAAUUGUCUGGUGAAUUUGAUGGAACCGAAAAAUCUAGCAAUUAUUUUUGGACCAUCGAUUGUACGAUCAUCGAAUGAGACACUGGAAACUGCUGUUAAAGAUAUGAAACAUCAAUGUAGAAUAGUUGAAUCUCUUGUCACACAUUAUGGAUAUUUUUUUGAAAAUGGUCCUAUCCCUGAUGUUGCUGAACUUCCAACGCCCACGGAAGCUAAUAAGGAAUUAGAUGCACCAACGACAAAUUUACUCCUCGAUAAUGUUGCCAAAAUUGAACCGUUUAAAGAGAAAGAGUAUAGCUCGAGAUUUGUGGCCAGUAUUGUACAAGCAGCGAAUAGGAAAAUUAGAAAAUCUACAACGAGAAAAACUGUUCUUUCCACGGGAACACCUGAUAAUCUUUCUCUGGACAGCAACACUUCCACCGAAUCGAAAGACACAGCUUCAGCAUUGCAGCAUAUGGAAUCAUCGAAAGAAUUGGAGAGCUUAAAGCAUAGACUAUCAGAAGACGAUUCAAAUGAUUCCACAUUUGUAGAAAAUGGAUCAAUGUCCUUAACAACUGUAACAAUUGCCCUGGACAACAAAUUGAAGUCAUUGCGGUGUUCGCUCGACUCGUCCACUCAGGACAGCAGCGAAGUGGAUGCUCCGCUCAGGAGUCAGGCACUCAGUAUUGGGGACAAUUUGCCAUAUGCAGAUGAAUCACCAGAGAGGUCUCUGUUGUCAGUGAAGAUGAAGCCGCUGGGGCGUGAGAUGCCCAAGCACAAGGCACCACCGGGUGUGAGUUCGAAGAAGGAUGUUGAGCCGGUAUUGGGAGUUGUUGUUGGUAGUGGAGAAAAGGCUGUUGAUGAUGAUAUUUCCACAAGUUCAUCGUCAUCUUCGACGUCUGGGGACACAGACACUUCCACCACAAGUAUUCCCAUUCACAUUGACUCGGAGGUAUUGAGAAAGAUGAACAGGAUACUGACGAAUUUGGAGAGAAAUACCACAAAGAUGAAUAGAUCUCUAUCACUCAACUACAAGAGUCAGCAGAAAGGUGGCGAAUGUUGCUGCCAUGUGAAUCAUCGGGUGAUCAAUCGUGUGCCACUGACCAAAGAUGAGAAGACUGACAAGAAUAUCAACAAGAAGAGGCACUCGCAAGAGGCCAAGGGACACCAUCAUAGGCGCUACGAUAACCGCUCCAUAAGGCGGAGGCAUACUGUUGGCGGAACACACGAUUACUCACCCAAGUACAUCGAACGCACAGGUAAUACUCCCAUGGACAAUUACAGUACACCCUGCAGGAAUUAUGUGAUGCGCAGGAGUAGUUCCCCAGAGUAAAUCUUCUACAAAUGGGUAGCUGACUUAACAAAAAAAAAGUAGGUGGUUCUUCUCUUAAACAAUGAAUUUCUUUCUCAAAAGGCUUCGUAAAAUUCCAAACGAUUGAAUUACCUGUAAUUUGUGAUUUCAGAAAAUGUUUAGGAUUCUUCAGAAAAUCCCUUAUUGCAUUUUCUUUAUUUUAAAAUUAAAUACGUAAAAAGGUGCAUAUAUUUCCUUCAGCUUAAAAUUGAUUUCUUAAGAAAAAUAUCACAAUUCACGAUAUAAUUACUUUAUAAAUUCUUUUGAUAUAAAUAUGCAGCGAAACUUUUCCUAAAUUCCUAUUUUGUAUAAUUUUUUGACAUAAUUCUAUGUCAAAUUAUACGUAGAAAUAAUUUAGGACACGCCCCUUUUCGGAAUUUUGCAAUAUUAAUUAGUAUUAGAUAUUUUUUUUGAUUUUUUUUUUUUUUAAAUAAAUUCUUGGAAUCAUCUUAAAUUUUAUUAAUUGCUUUAUGUGGCUCAUUUAAAUUAACAAGGACACAAUUUAAUUAGAUUAUCUGAUAAAUUAUUUGAAAAUCUUCUUUUCUUUGCUCGCGGAAUUAUCAUGAAGUAAGGGGAUACAAAAAUGAUUUAUUUUUGCUAUUUUUGGGAAACAGGGACACAACUCAUGUGAUAUAUUCCUUUGUUACUCUUAUAUUUAAAAAUGUGUUUAUAAUUAUGACUUGCAAAGGCUCAAUUCUAUAUUUUUCCAAAAUAAAAGAAAAUAUAUAAAGGUGAUAACGGUAAAAGUUCAAAAUUUAUUGUAAAUAUAAAAAAAAAUACAGUAGACUCUCUCUCAAAUGGGCAUUUGGGGCGAAAUGUCAUCCGGUUUAUCUAUAGAUUUGGGCUUCAAAGCCUUUGUAAAUUCCACAAAAAGCGCUCAAUUAGAGAGAAUCACGAUAAAAUAGGAAGAACUACAGCGAAUUUGAGCAAAUUAGCUUCAUAAUUAAAUGUGAAAAUUGUCAACAAAAUUUUUCGCCCGAUUGCAAAAGAGACCAUUGGCAGAAAGUCUACUGUAGAGAAGGAAUCGUUUUUUUUGUAUACAAUACCGUGGGAUAAUUAUACAGGGAGUUCCGGCGGUCCGGCUUAAAUGUAAACGGAUUGAAUGAAUUUGAUAUUAAUUGCCUACUAUUGGGAGCUAAUUUAUAAAAUAAUUUUGAAAUGCCCCUAAAUGUAUGCAAUUUUUCACGCUGUAAAUUUGAAAUGCAUUUCUUAUGAACUGUUGGCGCUGUUAUUAAGCCGAAAAAUUGGCGUCGAAAAAAUCUUGCAUACAUUACGACGUUUCCGUAACUUAUUCCAAAGAUAUCUCCUGCGGAUAUGCAAUUUUACUGUGUCACUGGAGUUAAUUAGUGGGUUUUUUUCGGUUCCGAGAAAUUCUUUAAAAGCGGUAUUCCCUGUAAUUGCAACAAAUUUAGUCCUGUUAGAUCCAUUCAGGGAAUAUCUAGGGGAAAGUACUCUCCCUUCGAACGUUCAUGCCUUCGAAUAAUGUGAAUUUUCUUUCAUUUUUCCUAAAAGACUUACACAUUUCUUGUAUGAAAUAUUAGUUAGCUGUUAGCGUAUUAUCAAUUAUUGAUAAUUAUUUGAUAAUCAUGUGUAAGUCUCUUAGGGAAAGGAAAGGAAAUUCACAUUAUUCGAAUGUACGAACGUUCGAAGGAUUCCCUUUCCCUUAAGGACCGAAGCUCUUAAAGCAAUUUCGUAUAUGAGCACCUUGGCCAGAUUUAUUCCCUACGAAGAUCUAACUUGAACUCACUCUGAUUACUAAACCUCUCUAAGGAUACCCCUGCCAAAGGCGUAACUCAUAGGCUAAACUACGUCUUCGGGACUGAAGAAACCCUCGCGAAAUAUCUUUAUGCAGGGGAAAGUACUCUCCCUUCGAACGUUCAUGCCUUCGAAUAAUGUGAAUUUUCUCUUAGUUUUCCUAAGAGACUUACACAUUUCUAUCAAAUAUUAGUUGGCUUAUCAUCAAUUGUUUAUAAUUCCGUGACAAUUUAAUGUAAAUCUCUUACGAUAAACAAAAGAAAUUCACAUUAUUCGAAGGCAUGAACGUUCGAAGGAAUGAACUUUCCCCUACACAAUUAGAAAAAAAAUUAUGACCUCCAAUUUUUGACACUCUCGACCCUAGAAUGAAAUUAAAGUUUAAUAUUCGAAAAAAACGUACAAAAGAUGGCGGCUUCUAAGUAGCCGUCUUCACACAAUUUUCUUCUUUGAUAGUCUGUUUUUCCUUUUUGUAUCUUGUAAAUUAUUGAAAAAUUAUAAAAUUUGGGUUUCACCUCAAAUUUUACACUGAAUGUUGAUUAUUUGUCCGGUUUAAUCGGUUAUGAACCGGUUCUAGAAAUUCCCUUACGGGAAGACCUAGGUUCUUCAUGGAAUGUUGUGCUACUAUUAUUAUUUAUUAAUUAAUUAUUACUGAACUGUUUCCAAUUGGUAAUGAACCGUUUCAGAAAUAAUUAAAUAAUAAAUAAUAAUGGUAGCACAACAUUCCAUGAAGGAACUAGGCCUUUUCGCAAGGGAAUUUCUAGACACGCAUUAUUGUUUUUUUUUCUUAUGCGGGAUGGGGUUGUCAAUCCCAUGCCACGUGGAAUCAAAUGCAGUGAAGUUCACGGGAUGCAAUCCGAACACCCGUUAACGCUAGAAAAAUUCCUGGUAACCUAAAGUGGAUUUGAACCCGAAUAGUAGAGAGAGUACUUUACCUCUUGAUCCGUUGUGUGUCUUCGAACCGAUUCAAUGAUACAGUGCCCGCUUUCUAAUCCGGAUCGCCGUAAUCCGGACGAGUUCUCGACGGUUACAUAUAAAAUAAUUUUGAGGUUAUGUAUGCAUGUCUGUUCUACCAUGAAAAUGAAUUAUCCUGUGAUGUUUUUGCUUAAUAAAUGAAGUAUAAUAGCAUAGAAUUCUCUAAUUGUCUUUUUAAUCUUCUUUAUAACUUUUAUACUAAUUCUACAAAAAAAAACUUGUAUUAUAUUUUCGAGACCGUUGAACAAAUUUAAAAAAUCUAUCCGGAUUACGAAGCGGACAUCUGUCAUAUUGUCUCCCAAUCAUCCGGAUUACGAAGCGGGCACUGUACAGUGCUGUCUCGCUAUAUGCACAGUUUGGGUACUUUUUUUGACAGUUCUCUCUCUGAAUAUGCACAACUAUUUCUGAAAUUCCCAACGGUUUUUUUCUUUCUUUUAAUAAAUUAUCAUUUUUUUUAUUGUUCUAGAAUUUCCUGUUUUAUUUUAAAUAUAAUAUGAGACAGAAAAAAUAAAAUUAAGAAAAUUAAAAACAAGAAAAAUUAGUUACCAAGAAAAUAAAUUGUCUUUAUUACUUUGUCGAAAUGUAAACAAAUUGAUUUUGAAUGCAACCGACACAAAAGCUGUGCAUAUAGAGAGUGUGCAUAUAGAGAGACAGCACUGUAUCUGAAAUUCCAAGGUAAUUCCAACGAGCCCAAACAUGAUAGCAUUCGGACGAGAAAUGCGCUCUUCUAGACGACGAAAUUUUCGUAAAUGGACGAAAUCGGUUAUGAACCGGUUCAUAACUCAUACUUAACUUUUAUCCGAAAUUAAAUUUUAUACUCCCAAGUUAUUUUGGGCAAAUGUUUUGAAUGAUCUAUGAAUCGGUUCAAAUCGGUUAAAACCGGUAAAUGGUAAACAAUGCAAAAGUAAUUUUGAGAUAUAGGAUGUUUUUUUUUUUAUGCAACCGAAGACCUAGUCGGGAAGGCUCUUCUAUGUAUUCAAUUCCCCAGAGGUAUUAACGGUCCUUCUGGAUCCCGUUUCCACGAUGAAGUAUCAGACCACCUGUAGAUCACAAGUUCGAGCAAUUCGCAAAGCCUGGGACGCUUUUUCACCCCUUUUUGUACGAAGAACUUUUAUUCGAUAAUCUUAAGCUCUUAAUGCAUGUUAGUUUGAAAUAAAUCUUUAAUGCCUAAUUUUGCAGAUUAAAUAUUCUUGAAGAUAAGCUUGAGUCCCUUGAGUCCAUCUUGGCCUUUACUUGAAAUUUAGCCAGAACUAGCAAAUAUUUCAGCUCCUCAAUUAAAUUUAUUUGGUUUAGUAUUGUUUUAGUACAGUAGUAGACUCGCUAAUUCGGCUCUUUUAAGAUCGAGCUAUUUUUUUAAUUCGGGCGACAGUUAUAAUUUGAAAAAAGUUUGUUGACAUUUUUCAAGUUUCCUGUCAAAUAAUUUUGCUCUUACCUGCCGAUUUUACUCGGAGGUUUUUUGAAUUGUAACGGUAUAUUCUAGUACAUUCAGAGAAAUUCUGUAGAUUUUCGGCAGAAUUUCUGCCAAGAAAAUCUGUAGAUUUUCGGCAGAUAUUCUUUCGAAAAUCUGCAAUUCUCGACAGAAUUUCUGCAUAGGAAAUCUGCAUAGUCUCUAUUGUCUCAACAAAAAUAUUGUUGAUUUAUCAAGAAACUGUAGAAGUUCAAAGAAAAUGGUAUGCUCUGGUUGAGAGAUUUAUCGGCAUAUUUUCUGCAGAUGUGUAGAUAUUUUCUGCAGAAAUCUUAAAGACAUCUGACGAAAUUAUUUGACGGGUUGAUUAUGGCUAUCAAAUGAAGCAAAUAUGCUCAAAUUUGAUAUGAUUUGCCUUAUUUUUGAUGUGAUUUUCCAUUAUUAGGGGUUUUCAUGCAAUUUACAGUAUGUAAACUCAUUAUGUGUAUGCAGAUGAAUAAAAAAAUCAUUGCAUUUCAAAUUUGACACCCGAAUUUCUCUCUGAUUCGGGUGACAUAUCGGUCCCAAAUGCCCGAAUUUGAGAGAGUUUACUGUAUUCUUUGGUUCUCAAAGCUCGUAGUGAGUCGAAAACAAGUUGAAGUGCACAUGGCAAUUGGUUGAGAUCAGUGGCAAAGACAAUCUGGCAAGAAUUUUUUCCUGUCUCUAUUUGGGUUAAAUUUGUGGGUUGGGAGUUGGGAAUUACUUGUUCUGAUUGUCGCUCUCUGUGCACAAACACAAAAUUUAUUGGGAUUACGUACCAAGCGAACAGAAGUAUCUUCAGUCACUUUCACAAUUUAGUAUUUCCCGCAUUUGCUGGAAAUUGCAAUUCCCACUUAUAUUCGCUGAAACCUAAAGGGGCGUGGCCUAAUUUAUUUUCUGUUUAAAUAAAUAUUUCGGAUUUUUAUAAGCGUUCAAUUAACAUAAAAAACAGGACAUUACAAAAGCUCAAUAAUUGCAUUUAAUGAAGUACAAAAGCCUUUUUUUCUAAUUAUUUAUUUAGAAAUAUUAUGUUAAUAUUCUUUUGGAAGACAAUUUAUUGGUAGAGAGAAAUCUCUGUUUUCGAGAAGAACUCCCCCUUAACUCAUAGAUGUGUAAUAUUAUGCUAAGCUUUGUGGCUAAUUUUUUUUCUCCAAUUUCCAUCCUCCCUGGAGAGACUUCAAUAGACAAGGGUAGUGGAUUAAAUUGUCCCGGACAUGUAAUGCGGUUAAUGUGAGAGAUUUGUGGGCAUUAGAGACAGAAAUGCCAAUUUUGUGUGUUGUGCAAUGUGUAAACAAAUGACAAUGAAUGUGGGAAAAUGUAUCCACCGAAAAUUGUAAAAAAAAAAGAAAAAAUCAAUAUAUAAAUUCUUCAAAACAAG